AUGAGCAGCUCGACGAUGAAGGUGCUGGUAGAGUCUGAGCUUUGCUCGAUUGCAAAGGAUUUUCCCGCUGAGAUCCGACUGGAUACGCUAUGUGAUCGUAUCUACCCGUUGACAGGAAUUGAGCCGAGCCACAUGAAGCUUAUAGCCAAAGACCAGCAGGGAAACGUUUUGAGUACUGUCGAUCCGUCAGCCCAGGACAAUGAAUACCAGGUGUUGAACGAUACCCGAAUAAGCCGUAUUUUUGUCGAUGAUACUAGUGCAAAUCCCAUCUCAGACCGCUUGCAGCCGGGCGAUGAGGAUGUCGGCUUCAAGCUGUCGGAGGAGGACUAUGCCCAGCGAGAGAACACGUUAUUGGCCUGGAAAGUGCGCAAUCAGAUGGGCCGAUUUGAUCCGGCCUACAAGGAGCAGCUGGACAGGUCCCGGAGGCUUCAGCAGGAGAGACUGGAGACCUUAGAGAUCGAUCAGCGCUGUGCAGUAAGGAGCGAGGGCCGACCCGAGCGAAGAGGAUGGCUGAGGUUCGUUGGGGUGGUGCCGGAAAUCUCGCCGACCGAUAUCUGGUGCGGGGUGCAGUUUGACGAGCCGGUCGGGAAGAACGAUGGCUCCAUCAAAGGCACGGUCUACUUUGGGCCCGUCAGCGCGAAAUAUGGCGGCUUUGUGAAGCCUACAAGCGUCGAGACCGGCCCUCACUACAGUCCUCUAGAGUUAGACGGUGCUUCGAGCGAGGAUGAAGUCUAG
Molecule: messenger RNA, 735 nt
Organism: Torulaspora globosa
Lineage: Eukaryota; Fungi; Ascomycota; Saccharomycetes; Saccharomycetales; Saccharomycetaceae
Gene: ALF1
Product: Alf1p
Exons: 1
Coding region: 1-735 (244 amino acids)
Biological process (GO): cytoplasmic microtubule organization
Cellular component (GO): nucleus; microtubule plus-end; cytoplasm
Molecular function (GO): microtubule plus-end binding
Source: RefSeq, a predicted model, not a curated record